This is a messenger RNA of Rotaria sp. Silwood2, 1473 nucleotides long. The record is from the annotation of a GenBank genome assembly. NCBI's taxonomy places the organism in Eukaryota, Metazoa, Rotifera, Eurotatoria, Philodinida, Philodinidae.
AUGGAAACUGAUAAAACACGACGUAGUCCACCCAAAGUUACUUGGAACCAUUCAUGGUCAUUAGAUGAGAUACAAAAUGCAUUGGUAGAGUCUCAUUUCAAAUUAGUGCCUACUGAAGUGAUGUUGCAUGUAUUUAAAUUUUUGUCUGUACAUGAUUUAAGUAAUGUUUCAUUGGUUUGUCGUUCAUUUAAAAUGGUUGCCGAUCAAGACGAUAUUUGGAAAUUAAAAUGUAAAUCAUCAACAAAAUUACAUUCAAAAUCUUUCAAGCAGAUUUAUAUGGAUUGGAUGCAUGAAAAAUAUUUACGAAACAUAGAAUUGGAAGAAGUCGAAGCUCUGUAUCGUGAACGAAGUUCACAUGUUGCUUGUGGAAUGAGAUGUGGACCACCGCAAUAUCCUAUUCGACCAGCAGGCAAACAUCACUUUGUACCCAUUGGUAAUUUUAAACAACAUCCAAAUGAAUCCGACACAAUGUCUAUCAAGUUAUCGGUUGACAUUGAUAGAACAGCUCAUGAACUCAUAUCAUUAUUGGAAAAAGCAUCUCAAUUUCAAGCUGAAUGGCGUCAAUCAUUAAUCAUAAAACAAAUGAUAACAAGAUACUACCGUUUUAUGCAAUUAAAAGCUUCUUGCCCAAGUAAUAUUCUACUUGUACCAACAUUAGAUAUUGAAAUUAUUUGGCAAACACAUCUUUUACGACCAGAAAUGUAUCGAGAAGAUUGUAUGAGAUUAUUUCAUCGAGUUAUUGAUCAUUCUUUACUGGCAACUGAAAUUGAACAAUGUUUAAAGGAACAAGCAUUUAUUGAUACUUGUAAACUAUAUGAAGAACGAUAUGGAGAACAAUAUUGUCCAUUACCAAAAGCUGAAGACAACAUGGAAGCCGUUCCUAAAUAUGUUCAUCCAGUUUUUGGUUCAUUAAAAUGUCUUAUUCCAAUCUAUUCAUAUUGGGAUAAAACACAUUUUACAUUUUCAUCGAAACCAUCGGCUAAAUUUGAUGAAAAUCCGUUUUCAUUUACUGAAGCUGAUAUUAUUCUUGAUGGAAAUUGGCUUGAUUUAUGUAAAAAAUUUAUGAAAAACAUGCUGCAAGAAGUUCCUAUUAGUGGUUAUUAUUAUCGCGAAUCCGAUAAAAUCGAUCUCGGUACAACAGCCAUGAAGCGAUUAAAAAAAUCUUAUGAACGAUUUUUAUACAUGGCAACUAAAUAUCCACCAUCAAAUGGAUAUACCUUUGUACAUCCAACAUAUGCAAUUGAUAUCAUUUGGCAUUCACAUAUGCAAGACCCAUUAAAAUAUGCAUCGGAUUGUAUUCAUCUCGUUGGUUAUGUUAUUGACCAUGCACCAUGGCCAUCAGUUGAUGAAAAUAAAAUGAAAAAUUCUUGUAAUGAUACAAUAAAUGCUUGGAAAAAAGAAUUUGAAAGUGACAUGUCAACUGAUCAUUUAUAUAAUACUGUUACGAAUAAUUUUGAUUAUUGGAAUGAUUAA